GGGAAUAGCAUAAUAGCUUUGACGCGUAAGAAGUUGUGGAUGUUGGUGAGCCAACCCUUUUGCUAGCUGGCUGUCGGGGAGAGGUCCCCAGAUCCCUCUCGCACUGCACGUGACUUACCCCCUCCCUCUCCCUUCCCUUCUCCUCUCUCUCUUUCCUGUCUCACUCUCUCCUUGGCAGCUCUGAAACAAAAAGCAAAUCAUCGCUUUCUUCUUCCAUCAAUCCAAAACUCAAAUCUCUCUCUCUGUCUCUCAUUUCUUAGUCUCUCUCACUUUCUUCUCUAUCUCUCUCUCGGCUUUGGUUUGUAUGCGUUAAGACGAUUCCGCGCUAUUAACGGCUGAAUCAGAUUCAAAUGCUAUUGGAUGCCAAUCCAGAUUCAGACUGAAUGCUUGGAUCUGCUGCCGGUUACAUGAUCUCCCGCGUGAAGCAAUUGGGUCACUAAAAUAUUUAUAUCAAUGAUUUUGUAUAAUCAGAACUACCUUUAGCCUAUCUCUCUUAUGGGUUAAUGAUUGUGGCGACAUGGUUUUUCAUUCUAAAUAUAUAAGAACAUGGAGGAGACACGAGAAGAUGCAGGGCCGACAGAGCAAGGGCCAUCUAAUGUGUCGUGGUGGCCUUCAGAUUUUGUUGAAAAUUUUGGAUCUGUUUCUUUGGAUUCUCAUGAUGAGGCACUGAGUAAUAAAGAAUCUCCUGGACAUGUUGUCAAAGAUGUUUUGUCUUCUCAGAAAGCAUCACAAACUCUCUGGCGCACUGGGAUGCUUUCAGAACCCAUACCAAAUGGUUUUUACUCUGUUGUUCCGGAAACAAGACUAAAGGAACUUUUUGAUAAUAUUCCUUCCUUGGACGAGCUUAAUGCUUUGAGUGGAGAGGGUUUUAAGACUGAUGUCAUUCUCGUGGAUUCAGAGAAAGAUAAAAAGUUAUCCAUGUUGAAGCAAUUGAUUGUGGCAUUAGUUAAAGGAUUAAACUCAAAUCCGGCUGCCAUAAUUAAGAAGAUAGCUGGAUUGGUUUCUGAUUUUUAUAAGCGUCCCAAUGUUGAAAGUCCAGCAAAAGCUGUGCUAGAUGAAACAUCUCACAUGUUAGAGAAUCGAGGAGUCCAGAUGCUGGGGCAAAUAAAGCAUGGUUCUUGCCGUCCUCGAGCUAUCUUAUUUAAAGUAUUAGCUGAUACUGUUGGUCUUGAAAGUAGGCUUGUGCUGGGUUUGCCAAAUGAUGGAGUUACUGAAUGUCAAGACUCGUACAAGCAUAUGUCUCUGAUAGUUGUAUUAAAUUCUGUGGAAAUGCUGGUUGAUCUUAUGCGUUUUCCAGGCCAAUUGUUACCACGAUCGACCAAGGCAGUUUUUAUGACUCACAUUUCUGGUGCAGGAGAGAGUGAUUCAGCAGAAAAUGAUUCUUGUGAUUCACCAUUAGAACCGAACAGCCCUUUAUUUGGGGUUUCAGAGAGGUUAGAUCCUAUCAAGCUUAAGAACUGUUAUUAUAGCUUGGGCUUGAUUGCACUUUUGUCCCUUUAAAUAUGAUUAUGUUCCCCC
This is a messenger RNA of Vigna umbellata (rice bean), 1518 nucleotides long. Lineage: Eukaryota; Viridiplantae; Streptophyta; Magnoliopsida; Fabales; Fabaceae. The record is from RefSeq and is a predicted model, not a curated record.